Zonotrichia albicollis (white-throated sparrow) is the source of this 6572-nucleotide messenger RNA. RefSeq names its product potassium voltage-gated channel modifier subfamily S member 3 (gene KCNS3). Gene Ontology annotation, cellular component: membrane; voltage-gated potassium channel complex. NCBI's taxonomy places the organism in Eukaryota, Metazoa, Chordata, Aves, Passeriformes, Passerellidae. Gene Ontology annotation, molecular function: protein binding; voltage-gated potassium channel activity. The record is from RefSeq and is a predicted model, not a curated record. Gene Ontology annotation, biological process: potassium ion transmembrane transport; protein homooligomerization; action potential.
UAUUACCUUGCUUCCAAAAAAAAAAAAGUUAAAAAAAGGUAAAGAAAUUAGGAGUGGGAAGAGAUAAUCUGGGAGCAGAAUUGAUCAACAGCUCUGCCAUCUGUACUAGGAAUAGGAGGACAGGUCCUCAGACUCCAGAGUGAGAAAUCAGAAAGUGUAUGAUGGACAAACAAACAGAAGAUUUUGAGUAUCAGAUCAGUCUUCUUGGCAGUGAGCUAAAUCUUAUUUUCAACACUCUGUAUGCCUUUCACAAGAGAUAAGAGUAUUCUGAAUUGCACCAAGGUCAGUAUUCCUUUCCUAAACAUGGAAGAGUUAUGGCUCUAUGUGGGUAAAAUUUGUCACUGUGCUUGUGAACCAUUAGCACCCUCCUUAAAAACUCAGGAAAGUCUUCAAUGGUUCAUGGACCUGUGUAUUGGAGAAAAUACAUCCUGUCUAAUUGUUCAUUCCUUUAUGUUAGGCCUGGAGGAGUUGUGGUGGGAUAGAUGUAGCAGUUUCUCACCUCUCUCAUCAUAGCCCCUGGAUACAACCAUGGGCAUUGAAACAGCCCUGUAAAUACAGGAAUGGUAUUUAGAUUUUCUGUGCUAGAUAUUGUUGUUGUUUCUGUUGUUUUUUAUUAGCUGAACUGUCAGAAUGCAGCUCUUGGCCCACAUGUCUCAGUGUACCAGUACCUGGAGUGGUGUGUGACGGCUUUUGGGGAGACUAUGAAGGAGGUUCUAUGUAAUCUCAUUGGGCAACAGCAGUGGAACUCGUCUGUCCAAAAUGGUUUAUGGUGAAUUUUUCCGCAGACCUGGCAAAGACGCAGAACUUAUCAAUUUGAAUGUGGGUGGCUUUAAGCAAUCAGUGGAUCAAAGCACCUUGCUCCGAUUUCCCCAUACCAGACUUGGAAAACUUCUCAAAUGCCAUUCAGAAGAGGCUAUUCUAGAGCUGUGUGAUGAUUAUAGUGUGGCAGACAAGGAAUAUUACUUUGACAGGAAUCCUUCCUUGUUCCGAUAUGUUCUGAACUUCUACUAUACGGGCAAACUUCACGUUAUGGAAGAACUUUGUGUCUUUUCCUUCUGCCAGGAAAUAGAGUACUGGGGGAUAAAUGAGCUGUUUAUUGAUUCCUGCUGCAGCAAUCGGUACCAAGAACGGAAAGAGGAAGGUCCUGAAAAAGACUGGGAUCAGAAGAGCAACGACAGUAUGGACUCCUCCAAUGAAGAGUCAUCCAUAUUUGACAAAGAGCUAGAAAAGUUUGAUAAUCUGUGUUUUGGUGAAAUAAGAAAGAAGAUCUGGGUCAGGAUGGAAAAUCCUGCAUACUGCUUGUCUGCCAAGCUAAUUGCCGUGUCAUCCCUGAGUGUUGUUCUGGCAUCAAUUGUAGCCAUGUGCAUUCAUAGCAUGCCAGAAUUUCAAAGGCUGGAUGCCAAUGACAGGGAGAUUGGAGACCCUGUGCUGGAAGCUGUGGAGAUUACAUGCAUCAUCUGGUUUACUGCUGAGCUAGUGAUCAGGCUCUUCACUGCUCCAAGUCAGAAGAAGUUCUGGAAGAAACCACUGAACAUCAUUGAUUUUGUCUCUAUUAUCCCAUUUUAUGCCACACUGGCUGUGGACACCAAGGAAGAAGAGAGUGAAGAUAUUGAGAACAUGGGGAAGGUCGUUCAGAUCCUGCGGUUAAUGCGGAUAUUUCGCAUCCUGAAGCUGGCCAGGCACUCUGUAGGACUACGGUCUUUGGGCGCCACUUUGAGACACAGCUACCAAGAAGUUGGACUUCUGCUUUUGUUUCUGUCAGUUGGGAUUUCUAUCUUUUCAGUGCUUGUCUACUCAGUGGAGAAAGAUGAUGACUCAUCAGAGCUGCAGAGCAUCCCUAUUUGCUGGUGGUGGGCAACCAUCAGCAUGACCACUGUUGGUUAUGGGGACACUUACCCGGUCACGCUUGCUGGAAAGCUGCUCGGCACCCUCUGCAUCAUCUGUGGGAUUCUGGUGGUAGCACUUCCAAUCACCAUUAUUUUCAAUAAGUUUUCUAAGUACUACCAAAAGCAAAAAGCUAUUGAUAGAGACCAGUGCAACAAUGAUCGCAAAGAGAAAAGCAAUGACCUACCCUAUUUUAACAUUAGGGAUAUUUAUGCAAAAAAGAUGCACUCCUUCAUUUCUAGCCUUUCUUCAGUAGGAAUUGUAGUCAGCGACCAAGAGUCAACAGAUGCCUCCAGUAUUCAAGAUAUGGAGGAUGCUUAUAACACAGUAUCUUUAGAGAAUGGUACAGGAAAAUGAGUUGAAUCACGUUUGCUUCUCUUUAUUUCUCUUCUGAUUCUUGGUAAAUGUGGACUGACAGACUUCAGUGAAUUCAUUAAGAGCAGUUGAUUCUCAGGGUACUUAACUCUCAGCCAUAUUUGGACAUUCUUUGCUCUGAGGAUGCCAUAAAAGCUUCAUUGUUUAUAUGAGGUUUUAAAAUAUGCCUCAUACAGUGGUUUAGUUUUUACACAACUAGUGUUAUGCAUUUUUGGAGACAAAAAGCUGGGAAAAGAGUUUUACAGAGUUUUACAUGUGAGAUAAGUGGAGUCUUUUUGAUUUGUGAGUAUUGUUGUUUGAUUUGUUCAUUGUUUUUUCCCCUGCAGCAGUCUCAUAUCUUACACAGAAUUUGCUUUUAUAAUUUGCUGCUCUUCUGGUAGAGAUACAUUAAAAAUGUGUAAGAACUAUUGCACAAGUUAGUGAAGUUUUCACCUGCAAAUACAUUAGAUAAAUGAAGGAAUUGCGUACAUGUAAAAAUGUGUUCACUAACAAAUUUGUGUAAUUUUAGAGUUGGGAACCCAUUUCCUAAGUUGGGGCAGAAAAUAUAUUGGUACAUAUUGUUUUUACUCCAUGGAAGCAUAAUAUUUAUUAAUUUCUUUCCAAAAGCACAAUACAUUUUUAGUUUGUUAAAAUAAAUUAUUCUCAUUGUGCCUGUAUUUUUCCUAGGAUCCAGCCAUGGCCACGCUCUAUCAGGCCCUAAAGGUUUUUAGUAAUAAGUCCCAGGAUGAAGUGUGAGCAGGAUAGGAGCUUUUUAUUCCAUUUAGCCACCUCUCCUGCUGUUGUGACCCUGAGCGAUUCUGGUGCCUGGAGGGGAUCCCGCUGUGGUUAAGGCCACCUCAGUGGCUUCCCCAGGGACUUUGAUUUCUGGGCACUGAAGCAAACAUCUGUGGUGGUGUUUGGAAGUCCCUGCUCCCCAGUGCCAGCCCAGCUGCCCCUUGCUGGGGGCUGCUGCCUCGGUGGUGGGAGCAGCAGCUGGGCCGCUGUGCUGGGUCUCUGUCCAGGGCUGAAGUGCCAAGCAGUGGAGAUGUGGGACAUCCUCUUCUCUGCCAUGUGUUGCCCAUCAGGGACCUAGGGUGGGAGUUGCACCUGGGCAUCUGUAUUGGAACGAUUUCAGCUCAUUUUUCUAAAGCUCAUCUGGUGGUGGUGGCAGCUUUCCUGGCGUGUGCCAUGUGCUGGAGCAGUGCUCAUUGCUUGGCAGAGUCCCGCAGCUCUGUGCAUUCCCCUCCUCUCCAGGGAUUUCUUAAGCAGCCAGCUAGCUCUGCUCUGUUUCAAGCAGUGCUGGAGAAGCUCAAGGAUCUUAGAGUGUCAUGUGGACCAUAUAGUCCAUAGUGUUUCUGAACACUCAUUUUCUUUCAUUUGUCUAGUGACUAAUGCUGGGCAACGGAGAAACGAAGACACUGUGAUGUCAAUAUUUGCCUUGAAGAGAGGUUUGACUAUUUUAUUUUUUUAAAUAUUAUUGGGUCAAAUAUAGAAGCCUGUACUGAACUUCUAUUCAAGAAGAUUAAGCUCCAUAGGAAUUGACUUCAGAACUGAGUAAGAUGCCAGAAAAUGACGAUUUUGGCCACUGCAGAAACUUGAUUUUUCAUGUAUCUGCCAGAUUUUCUAUUGCAAAAUGCAUUAAGUAAGUAACUGAGGUGCACUUAAAUUUGCUGAGGCACCAAGCUCUAACCUCUUUCUGAGAUGGAGAAACAAGAAAACAGGAUUAACCUAUACAUUGUAAAGAUGUGUCUCUCAGGACUGCUGUGCAUCAAUAUAGUGAUGUAGAACUUAAAGAAAAUCUUUUGAGCUUUGGAGCAAUCUCAAAAUUUGGUUUGUUACUUGCUGACUGUUGUAAGGGUAUGUGAUGCUUCACAGACAGUUAAAGAUAAUUCUUCCCAUAUUUCUUGUAGGAAUAGCAAAAGGCAAAGUUAGCCUAAAUGUGAUUUGUUCUUGCUGAACAAUUAACAUUAAAAAGAUGCAAUGAUAACAAAAUACUAACUAUGUAUGUUCAUGUGAAUCGAAUAGGAACCAACAGAAUAACAGCAAAAAGUUACUGUCCAAAGAAAAUCUCUUUCUUUGGUGUCCAUGUAAAGAUAUAUUUAUAGAUAUAUAUAUAUAUCUUACAUUGCCACUGAAGAUCAAAAGCGAUGAGAAUACUGUAAUGCAAUAAAACCUGCAAGAAAUUGUAUUAAAUAGUUGAAAAAGUGCUACUGAAAAAUUUAGUUUUGUGUAUCAGGCAUUACUCAAGGAUCACUAAAUAUACAAGUUUGUGGAUUAAAUUUUAUGACUGGCAAUUUUUCCUAAAAUGGAUAAGCUUUUGAUUGAUCUCAUGAAUCAGUCUUAAGGCUGUUACACUUUUUAAGUGCUCUGACUUUAUGCAUUGAUACAGCUUGCAGCAAAGUGAGAUGUCUUUGGGGACACAUCAGAAGGUGAAGUACAUAUCCAUAUAUCAUUUAGUGUACACUGUUUUGAUUUCUGUGAUGAGAUCUUGGCCUUUUUCGAAUCAAUUGUAUCUUAAAAAUGGCUUUUUUUGUAUCCUUCACCCUUGCUGGAAUAAAUCCAGCACCUUGUUUUCACACAGGUGUGAUUGUGAGCAGGAUGGGAGCUGUGCUUCAUGCCAAAGGAUUUUCCUCUCAAGGCAGAACUGCAGAGUUUGACAUGCACUGAUGCUAGGCAGUGCCACAAGCCUCGAGUGCCAGAAGGAAGCAGAUGAGAGCAAAGUCUGAUAUACUGCACAUUCUAGGGGGCUGUUUCUUAUUGAAUUUGUCUUCUUCCCUGGUCUGCCGUGGCAUAUUGGUGAUUUGUGAUAUCAGUGUCAACAGAAGUUUAUUGCAUAUUGUUUUUCUUUUUCCUGAAUCACAUUUUUUUGCUUUAGAAACGCUUCCUAAAUUCUCACCACCCAGCUUCUCUGUUUCAGAUACCAAAGCACAGAGAUUUCUAUUUAGACAUGCAUCCCUUUUUGUAUGGGAGAGAUUUGUUCAUUUUUAUACAAAACAAUUUACUGGCAUGUCGUUGCUUUCUUUAUUUUGAUGCCAAGCUCUUCCCUUUUGAUUUCCACAAAUCAUUUCCACAGGAGCAUCCACCUUUGCCUGGCUUUCCCUAGUGUAUAAAGGGAAGGCAGCACUGCAGUGUGUUGCAGCUCUCUUUGAGAGGCUUCCAGCUGGCCAGGGCAUCACCCCACUGCCCACAGCUCCUGCCUUGCUGGGCAGGCUCUGGCAUUGGCAUUGGUUUUGGGGAUAUGUUAGUAGAGGAAAAAAAUUCAGUGUAAAGGAAUUAGAAAAGAGAAAAAUGGGAGAAGGCAGGAAGCAGUCAGUCAAUAGGGGUGGUAGAGAAGCAUGAGAGAACCUCAGAAGAAAGGAAAAGAAGAAAUUGACAGGAGGAGUCCUUGUAUUUUUUCUCUUAUUUCCUGUUUUCCUUUGUUUUUUCACCAGUGCUUUUUUCCCCUUUCCUUCCUUCUCCCUUCCAUCCCAUCCUACCCUGCUCCUACCCUGACCCCCCUUCCCAACCAGCCUGUAAUCCAGCAGUGUGUUUAUGUCCAAAAAUGAGGGUCUUUCUGAAUCCAGAAAGGCAUGUUCCAUCCCCUCGGAUAGCAGCAAGCAGAAUUUAUCAACAUGUAAUUAGCAAGCAGAGGCAGUGCUUUUGUAGGAAGAGUCAGGGUGUUGCUCUCAUUGUGGAACAUAAUUGUGGGGUAAAUAAACAUCUCGUUUGUGUCAGGCCUGUAAAUGAAAUACCACUUAUGGCUUAGGUAGAAAUUUGCAGUCCACAACUUGCUUCUGAAGGGAAGAGGAGGGGCAGACACUGAUUUCUUCACUCUGGUGACAGUGACAGGACCUGAGGGAAUGGCCUGAAGUGGUGUCAGGGCAGGUUUAGGUUGUAUAUCAGCAAAAGGUUUAUCACCCAGAGCAUGGUUGGGCACUGAGCAGGCUCCCCAGGGAAGUGGUCAUAGCACCAAUCCUGAUAGAUUAGGAUUUGGACAAUGCUUUUGGGCACAGGAUGUGAUAACUGGGGUGUCCUGUGCAGGGGCAGGAGUUGGACUUCAUUAUCUUUGUGUGUUCCUUCCAGCUCAGCUGAUAAUGUGAUUCUGUGAUGUGGGAUCUCAGGAUUUGAGCCCUGGGAUGCAGGGCCCCCGAGACCAUCCUUGGGGGGCCCGGGAGUCCUGGAAUGUUGCCAGAAGUGUCUGGUGGCAGGACUUUGACCCUACACGGGAGACGACACCUUUAUGAAGAUAAGAGGGCCUCACCGGGGUGAAGGGUGGAAAGAUUAGCUAAUUAGAGGGUAAGAAACAGGGUUUAGGAUUUAUGUACAGGGGGGUUUAGAGGAGCAAGAUGGAGGAA